GUUAACUGAACAUCAGCUUGCCCAGCUUCCUAGUUUUUACCUCUCAUUCAGACGAUUAUGGACUAUAUUUUGCAAUGUUUUGAAAAUAUGACAUGCAUGACAACCUGCUGAUCGUCCGCAACGCAUUAUGAAUAUCAUUGCCAGAAAGAAGACGUCGCGUCUGUGAAUCGCUGAAAUUUUCCUUUGUCAGAAGCGAACAGCAAACAAUGCAGAAGAAACGGUGGGCAGAGAGUAUUCUCCAUCUAACGAUAUUGCUGAGUUUAUCUCGCGUGGACUGGGAGUCUUAUUUUACCAACAAUUUGCGGCAAUUUCCCGAGCUCAAUGAACUAAUUUUGGGUCAGAAUUUAGCAUACACGCAAACGCAGUUUCACAAUAUUUACAACGAGUUUGAUGGAACGAGCAUCCAUCCCAAACGUAUCAACAACGAACAAUUCAAUGAAGGUAUAUUCAGGGAACUCCAGGCAUUACAUCGUCGCGAGUUUGAGCCGGCGGAUCGCGAUAUAACAGCCUUGCUGCUGGACAGGCCAGAAUACCGGUUAACUAAUGGCGACCAAAAUAACAAUGACGAUGAAAACGGCGGAGAAACUGAGACAAACAAUGGCGGUGACCAUCACCAUCAUGAGGACAACAUUGAUUCGUUGUUGUUUGAUUUUCUGUGGCCUGGGAAUGAGCUCACUUUAGAGGACAUGGAUCUCAUAGAUGUACUGUGGAAGCAGGACAUUGACAUGGGUGUGUGCCGUGAAAUCUAUGAUGGAACAUAUCGACAGAAAGAACUGGAGAAAGAGAAGCAACUUGAACUAGCAAAACUGAAAGAAGAAAAGUCACCGAGUAUUGGUGAUGAAUGGUCUGGAUUGGAAUAUGGCGUUGACAGUGAAACUGGGGAGUAUUAUCUUAUCCCACAUGUGCAUGAGCCAACAUCAGAACCCGAAGCCACGGCUGCAGACAUCCCUCUUGAUCCAGAUGCAAUUGAUUAUAAUCUCGAUGAGUGUAUUCAGAUGUUGCGCGAGCAUGCACUUCAACAGAAUGGUCCCCAGGCUGUGGACGACGAGGGCCUGCCCCUCUCUGUGGGUAUUACCAGUCCACAGAUCCUGCCAGCAGAAGAUAAUGCCACUGCUGAACAGCAGUGGCAGGACCUGGCUAGUCUUACCGAGUUACAGCUUGGGUUGCCUCCGUUGCCACCACAGAAUGACACGUAUGCUGUAAAUGCAACAACGAAUGGGAACGUCAAUCUACAGAAUGCUAGCAUGUCACCGGAAUUGAACAAUCUCACUGACUUCAUGUCUGUGGGUGCAUCGCUGCUUUCCCCAGUGGUACAAACACCAGAAGACUUCACCUACAACGCCAACAACACCGAUUCCUUACUAGCAGCUCUGCUGAGCGGUGCAGUGAUCGGAGAUAUUGACCUGAUGAAUGACAUAACCAUGGACGAAACACUGAGUGCAUCGCUGGAUGACAUUGAUCCAUUAAACGCAUCUAUGGAAGAUGAACAUGUUCCAUCAGAGAAUGGUGAACUCACCACAUUACUGCCUAGUGUUACAGAUGAUGCUGAUUCUGCCGUAUCUGUUAAUAGUGGAAGUGUUAGCAGCGGAAUUAAUUCUCCGUACAGUUUUGAUAAUGACUGGAAUGACACCACAUCAUCACAUUGCAAUGAUACCAGUGAUGACGGUAUCUAUGACGACAUGGAAGGAGCUACCGCUAUGGAUUAUGAUAGCGCUGAUGAUGAUAUGAAUGCAUACUUUGCCGGUAAACAAGUCGUGAAAGAAGAAAGUCAGUACGAUAAAUACCAACGUUUGAGUACGCAGCCACCGAACAUGGAUAACAUCAAACACAACCACACCUAUCCACAGCCCCACGACUCGGAACAGAAACAACAAAACAAUAAAGGCAAUCAUAAUACUCCGGGCUACAGCGGUUCCUCGUCUAAGAAAGACAAGAAGCACAAGCUGUCGCGCGAUGAGAAACGUGCCAAGGGUCUGAAAAUACCGUUCACCACUGAUAAAAUAAUCAAUCUCCCCGUCGACGAUUUCAACGAAAUGUUAUCAAGUAGCUCCCUGUCUGAAGCGCAGCUAACGCUGAUCAGAGACAUUCGCAGACGUGGGAAAAACAAGAUAGCUGCGCAGCAUUGCAGGAAGCGGAAACUUGAAUCAAUCUCAAACCUGAGUGAUGGCUUAGCGGAGCUGAAAGCAGAGAAAGAAAGGCUAUGCAAAGAGCGGCGCAUGAUUGAUAAAGAAACCAUCAGUAUGAAAGAUCGGUUUCAAGUUCUCUACCGGGAAGUGUUUGAGAGUUUACGAGAUGAGAGGGGAGCACCAUACGACCCGGAAGAGUAUUCAUUGCAACAAUCUACAGAUGGUAACGUCUUCUUAGUACCAAACACUGCCACUCAAAGACAACAAGAAGAUCGUAAAAACAAAAACAGAAGAAAGGGCCGCUCCAAAUAAGGAAAUGCUUCUGUUUUGGUGGGGAAGGUCAAAUUUAUUUUAAGCUUUUUUUCUGAUUGGGGAUGACUUUACAGAUAUAUAUUCUUGCUUUUAUUUUGAAAGGUUAUUCUUGAGUUAUCAGUUGCGAGGUCAAAAGAAACCUCAAUUUUACACAGAGUGUAAUAAUUUUCUUUUCAGCUUGCAGGGUACCGUAAUCGUUUCAUCUUCAACUGAUUUUCUUGCAUAAUAUUCUUUGAAAUAUAUUGGCUUCCAUUGUAUUCUGAAGUAUUUCACCAAAUGAAUCAUAACUGUGAAGUCUAACCUCUAAUACGCACAUGGUUGAUAUCAUUUUCAUAUCAAUGAAAGGCAUUACACGUUGGGCAUUGCAAACUCCCCGCAAAUGCGACCAAACAGUCGCUCAUUCAGUGCAGUAACUUUGAACAUUAUGCAUUUCCAGCAAGUUCCGUUAAAAGAUAGGGUAGCAUGCUAGAAAACUGGCUCACUAAUUUGCUGACAACUUUUAUUUUGAUUAUUACAUGAACACAAUAAUUUUAUAAUCAUUUUGGUGAUUGAUAUUACCCUGAAGAAAGGUAACUCACUCAGACAUGGGCUUUUCUUCUCUCACUAUCAAUUAAUCUCUAAAUAAAACAAUAUUGUAGUUUAGGAUUGAGCAGCAUAUAGUUGUCCAGAACUGGUGUGACCACUUUAUUAGAAAGUAGGCCAUCUGACUUGCUGCCCCAAUUCUGAGAUUUGCUGUAAUGCCACACCUGCUCUGGUAUUUAAUGAACCAGACACCUGUUUGUGGUACUUAUCCAUAGAUAUAUACACCUCAUAAUUAGAAUUCUUGAUUUAUAUACCUUUGAUGCAACUUCACUGUUCCCACCACUACAGUAGGAUCCGUAAAACAUUCAGCUACAUGUAGCAUUGACUUGGCUUAACCUUUUCACUACCAGCUCCCUCUUUUCAUCACAAAAUAGUCUUGUUGAUAGUCUGUACUCCCCUUCAGAAGAUUGGGACAAAAACAGCCAAAUGUUUGGGGUAAAAACAGAAAAAUUGACUAAAAUUUUGUCUGUUGGCUCUAAAAUUAGGGUUCAUUUCCAGAAAUAUUGAAGAAUAUAAGAAAAAAAGUGCAGAAAAGUUUGGGUGAGAAAGUCUGGUGGUGAAAAGGUUAAAGCUAGCUUACGUUACGUUUGAAUCAGCUAAAUUGAGUAAUCUGCGUUACUGUCUCGUAUUACCGGUAGUAACAUUUGUAAAUAUUACAAAGAAUAAGUUGAAAUUAUUAAUGAAAAUGAUACUUUGAAAAGUUAUCAUAGGAAAAGUCAGCUGAUUGCCAGUUAGUGAGUUAAGUUGCACUCGGACUACGUUAAAUAGUUUUUACACUAUAAUGUCUUCAUUUUGUUUUCUUGUGUUUUGAAAAUUAAAAAAAAAAACAGGAGCACUUAAUAAUUAUAUUAAAUUAGUUAUGAAUAUGGCUAUAAGUAAUCGUACAUUUAUAAAAUUAAUAAAUUUGGUUUUAAUGUUGCAUUAAUACAUUGAAUUUUUUUUGAAUUUUUUUUUGACUACAGCUGCAAAUUUGAAGACGUUGUGGUAUUUUAAGUUUGAGAUCCCUAUUCUAUAUGCAUUGUCUUAAUCUGGCACAAAUGUUUUAUGCUAGCUCUGCGUACAGUGUUGUGUGUACGGGGACGCGUUCGGUUGAUAGAUUUCCCCACCACAGCCUUGCGUACCUCCAUAAACAAAGUCCGGGAGCGCACAGCAAGUUAAAAAUAAGUAGUUUCCCAGCCGAAAUCGGUUGAAAUAACAAUAGUUAUCCGUAACAACCAUUACAAAGUUAUCUGAAACUGAAAUGUCUUUAAAUAACAACUAGUAAAGACGGACGCGUAGGAAUUAUCCACCAAACGCCGCCAUUUUUAAUUUCAUUCACGCGAGAGAAUGCGUUUGUUUUUAGAGCAAAGUAGCCGAUUUCAUCCACAAUUGGUCUCCGAACUGGGAAUUCUGGAUAUAUCUGGUAAUCGAUCUACAUUUUUGGUUACUGGGCAUGUUGCAUUAAAAAAGUUUAUAUUUCAAAGUCCGGGACUUUGUCUGUGGAAGUUCGCAGGGCUGUGGUGGGGGACAUCUAUCAACCGAACACGUCCCCGUACACACAGCACAGUACGCAAGGCUAGUUUUAUGCAUACCCCUCCUAAAGAACCAGACAUUUUGCCUUCCAUGUGUAAAUAUUUAUUGUAAAUAUUUUUGUUUGAAACAUACAAUGUUUUUUUUUUUUUAUAUAAUAUAUACUUACAUGUAUAACCAAAAUAAUUGAACUUGGCUAAAAUUUCUUUUUUCUGAGUUUAGCUUGUGUAUCAAUAUUAUUUCGAUUCACACAGUCUAAGAUGGGUUAAUAAGUCUUUUUGUACUGCUAUGUGGUUUAAAUAUGUACUAAUUGGGGGAAAUAUUGAGAAUUUUUUUGGAAUAUGGCAAAUCAUUGAUUCAACAUGCAUUUGAAGACUGCGAAUGCAUUUAUGGUUUGAUUUUUAACAUCCAAACAAGCAGAAAAUUAUUGACAUUUCAAUGAUAAGAGUUUAUGCUUAUUCAUACCAUGAAAUAAUGUAAAACAUUUUAUUUUCUCUUCUAGUAAUUAUUGUGAUUGGAUGAUUUUGUAAAAGUCACCGACUCUUGCAUUGUAGAACCCAGAGAAAUUUUGAAUGCUACGAAAUUUUAUGAUUAUCAAAGUUGUGAAAAUCAUGAAAUUUUGUCUCUUGAGAAAUUAGUCGUUUAUUGUAGUUCCAAGAAACCUUAAAAAUAUCUUUUUCUGUUUAAUAGAUGUCGAGCAAAAGGGUUACAAUUAGUGUAUAUUUACUUCCGCAAUUUGUUCAGAAUUGAUUUAGAAACUAUUACGUUGGAUUGUAAUCAGACAGCUUGCUUGCUUGCUUGUUUGUUUGUUCUCGUCGCUAUGCAAGCAUUCUUGGAGAAGGCUGCGUUGUUAAUUUGGUUAGCAUUAGAUACAUUUACAGAAAUAAGAAAAAUGUAUUGAAAUUUGUGGUUUAGAAAAAUGUAAAUAAAACAAAAUCUGUUUUCAGUAA
This is a messenger RNA of Saccoglossus kowalevskii, 5479 nucleotides long. Its product is annotated as endoplasmic reticulum membrane sensor NFE2L1-like. Gene Ontology annotation, cellular component: nucleus. Lineage: Eukaryota; Metazoa; Hemichordata; Enteropneusta; Harrimaniidae. Gene Ontology annotation, biological process: regulation of transcription by RNA polymerase II. The record is from RefSeq and is a predicted model, not a curated record. Gene Ontology annotation, molecular function: DNA-binding transcription factor activity, RNA polymerase II-specific; RNA polymerase II cis-regulatory region sequence-specific DNA binding.